AUGGGGCUGUUGAAGCGUCUUGUCUUCCUGGCGGCGCUGUUAUGCAAUGGUGUCGCCGCGCAGAGCUUUGCCUCAGUGCUCACAGAAGCACCCCAAUGUGCUGCCGAUUGCUUGGUUAUGCUGUUCAGCCAGAAACCGUUUGCGGGAAAGGAUCAAAACGCGAUUUGCCACGACCAACAAUUCGCCGAUGCUAUUGGAAAUUGUCUGACGGCGAAAUGUGAGGUACGGCAGACAUUGGAUUUCAUCAAAUUGUCAUCAUCAGUAUGCGGAAUUAAACCGACCAACAAUAUCCUCCUGUAUCGAACGUCAACCCUCACCAUGUUCGGUUUGGCCAUGAUUUUCUUCGCCUUGCGAAUAACAGCCACGAUCAAGUUACGUCUUGGAUGGGCUUUGGAUGAUGCGAUGGCGAUCGCUUCGGUUAUCUUUAUGAUACCAGUUGUUGUCAUUAUGCAAUUCAUGAUGGAAAACGGACUGGGUGUUGAUCUAUGGUACCUCUCAGAUUAUCAGAUCACUCAGGGAUUCAGGCUCUUCUUCUUCCUCGAACUUCUCUACCUAGCCGCACGUAUGCUCGUGAAAUCCACGAUAUUAUGCUUCUUUCUACGAAUUUUCAGCAACCCUAAAUUCCGCCUCCUGGUCAAGAUUACAAUAGUGUUCAACGUUCUUAUCGGUGUCGCAUUCUUCAUCUUCGCCUUCUUCCAGACGACACCAAUAAGCUUCUUCUGGGUCGGAUGGCAAACCAAGGAAGCAGACAGAGUCAUGAUGGGAAUUAUACGGCUGACGCUGCCACAUGCGGCACUUGUUCUUAUGCUGGAUGUCUGGGUGCUCAUAUUGCCGCUCAGCCAGCUUUGGGAGUUGGGACUGAAGCUAAGAAAGAAGAUUGGUGUCAUGGCCAUGUUCAGUUUUGGUAUCUUCCUUACAAUCGUUGCUGCGAUUCGAGUACACGAAGUAGUGCUCUUUGCAAAAUCACAAGACUUGACAGUCAUAAACGCACAAAAAGCCAUGAUAUGGUCCUGCAUCGAGAUAUGUGUGGGAAACAUGGUAUCAUGCAUGCCUCACAUCCGCAAUUUAGUACGACACAUCAAAUCACAAGUACGCGAAAAGAUAGGGAAGGAAAAUGGACCUACCAACGAAGCAAUAUUUAUCGAAAGAUCACUCGCACAAAUAUCAGUGGGUGAUGCGACGUCAGAACCAGGGUUGUUUGACGCAGGGGGGUUAUUGAAGGAAGAUGCUGCGACGAGAACAGCAACAACCGAUACCACUACAACUACAACAACUACGACGAUAGGUGUUGGAAAGAUGGAGAGUACAAAUGGGAGACCAAGUAGUUAUGCAAGCGAUGCAGAUACAAAAGUUUAA
Molecule: messenger RNA, 1356 nt
Organism: Fusarium venenatum
Lineage: Eukaryota; Fungi; Ascomycota; Sordariomycetes; Hypocreales; Nectriaceae
Source: RefSeq, a predicted model, not a curated record